GAUCUGUCAGGUCGGGGACUACGACCAACUACGACCGUCGUAUAUCGCUACGCCAUGUUAUGUGCUUUGGCCCUUAAGAGGCAUGGAGGAUGGAGGAUGGAGGCAGGAGCCAAUAAUCAAAGAGGAAGGAAGGACUCGAUGAAUAACAGAAGUCCACCGGAGCGCGAUUGAGACCGCGGGAAGCAUGGGAUUGCGAUUUUCUCUCUCUUUUCCCGCGAUGAGUAGUUGCAUCAGAAGUAUACUGAGGAGGCUGCGAAGAAACCGUACAGCAGAGAAGACCAUUGUUUUGCUCAUUGUGGGACUGGACAAUGCCGGAAAGUCUAUGAUACUCAAUCACAUUAGUGGCGAUUCAGAUCAGAAGGUGCUGCCCACGGUAGGAUUCCGGAUGGUAUCCCUGAAGCACAAGUCAUAUUCCGUGAAGAUAUAUGAUCUCGGAGGCAGCUCUCAGAUUAGAGCAUUGUGGCCUAAAUAUUACAACGAUAUACAUGGACUUAUAUAUGUGGUGGAUGCUAGUGAUAUUUCCCGUCUUGCAGAGAAUAAAGUUGUAUUUAACGAAUUAAUCACACACGAACAUAUCUCGACGAAACCAAUAUUGUUACUCGCCAACAAACAAGAUCUGAAUGAAGCUAUCGACGAGCUAGAUGUGGUUGAAAACCUGGAUGUAGAGCGUGCAGCUAAUGCUAUGAGAUGUCCAACAAGAGUAGAAACGUGCUCCUGCAUUUAUGACAAGGAGCAAUCCAAGAGUAGUAUUGCGGGUAUAAAGGAUGGAUAUAAAUGGUUAUUGGAUAUUAUAGUGAAGAAUUAUGCUGUUCUGAACAACAGAGUCAAACAAUCACAGAAUUUUCAACAUAAAAGCGUUCAACGGGUACAGUCUGUUGUGUCAAAUGCGCCAUCGAAAGUGUCUAUACACUCCAAUCCUUUUAAACCUAUUAAAGAUCUUUUGGCGGCAAAGGAUGAAGCUUUAAUAAAUGAAUCGUGCAAUGGUACCAAUAAAAGGAGAAGCAUUAUGAAAGUUUUUGUAAAGAGAAAUAAGACUGCCCCUCUUCCAAUUGAGCAAUCAACUAUUAAAUGCGAAAGUCUUUUACGAAAUCUUACGCCUAAUGUAGGGACUCUCGCUGGAGAGAAAAGCACACAAACUAUGACUACAAUAUUAGAUCCCUUGAAUCUAAAUAUCAGUCCUAGUGAAAGUUACGAAAAUAAAGUUACGCUAAUCCGUCCGUAUACAGCGCCAGAAAGAUCGCAACAAUUAUCAAAUAAUAUGACGAUAAUCAACAUUCCUGGUCAAGUGCCUCAAUAGCAGCAUAUCUGUAGCUUUUAAGGCCCUUGCACAAUGCCAAGC
Temnothorax curvispinosus is the source of this 1339-nucleotide messenger RNA. RefSeq names its product ADP-ribosylation factor-like protein 13B. Bases 185 to 1297 code for a protein of 370 amino acids. Gene Ontology annotation, cellular component: non-motile cilium; ciliary membrane. NCBI's taxonomy places the organism in Eukaryota, Metazoa, Arthropoda, Insecta, Hymenoptera, Formicidae. The record is from RefSeq and is a predicted model, not a curated record. Gene Ontology annotation, molecular function: GTP binding; GTPase activity. The transcript is spliced from 8 exons. Gene Ontology annotation, biological process: non-motile cilium assembly; receptor localization to non-motile cilium.